AUGAUUAUUAAUAGCAUAACAUCUUCUGUUCAUUGUGCUGUAUUAAUAAUAGCAGUGUCAGUAUGCAUAGUAGCUAUUGUUCUUAUUACAGUGCCAGCAUCUACGAAAGCAUCGCCAUUUUCACCUCUGUCAAUAGAGGCGAAAGCUCUACUCGAUAGCUGUUGGUGGGGAAACUUUGUUUCAACAAAUCACUGCGAGUUGAUGGGCGUCACCUGCAACGAGGUAGGAAGUGUCACUCGAAUUGACUUUUUUUCUUCCCAUUCUCUCCCCGAAAAGCUUGAAAACAUGAAUUGGGCUUCCUUACGAAACCUUGAAUAUCUCAAUCUCAACAAUUGUUUCUCAACUGGAAGCAGAAGCAUACCUGACGAAAUCGGUACUCUGUCAAAGCUCAUGUACCUUGAUCUCUCUUACAACUAUUAUCUUCAAGGUUUGCUACCUCUUACCUUGGGAAACCUCACCCAACUAGUACACCUUAACAUAUCUAAUACUGAGAUCACUGAUACAAUUCCUUCAUCUAUUGGUCAAUUAACUAAUCUAAUCUUUAUGUGUCUCUCUUCGAAUCGACUUAGCGGUACCAUCCCUCCAGAUAUAGGGAAGCUAAGCAAUUUGGUUGAGAUGUAUAUAAGUAAUAACAUCCUUAGUGGUCCAAUUCCUCCAGAAAUAGGACAUUUGAUGCAAUUGGCUCACUUGGACCUUAGCCAUCACUUUUUUAUAGGUAAGAUCCCAUCUUCUACAAGUCAGUUGAUUAACUUGAACUUUCUUGAUAUGUCUGCAAAUCAGAUCAAUGACAACAUACCUCCUGAACUUGGGCAGUUUCCCAGCAAAAUUCAAUAUUUGGACCUCUCUAAAAAUUUGCAUAGCGAACCAAUCCCGAAAGAGCUACAACAACUCUGCUAUUUGGAGUACUUAAUAUUGGGUAGAAAUAAUUUGAAUGGAGCAAUACCUGUUGGACUUGCAUAUUUGCCAUGGUUAAAGCAAUUACAUCUCUCCCACAAUAAUCUUUCUGGCAAAGUCUCAUAUUGUCUUUGCAACUUAAUAGUUCAUGACUUCUCAUACAAUCUGCUUGCACAUCAAAUCUCAGGUAGAUCUCUAUAUUCAUGUCCAUCCCAAGCAUAUGCCAUUUCCAAAAUUGCAUCCUGUAGAGGUAAUGAUUCCUCAUCCUAUUGCUCUUUUUCCAAAAAAAGGGAAAUAAAACCUACAUCAUUAAAGCAACAAACAACUUUCACAUCAAAUAUUGCAUUGGAAUCGGCAUUUAUGGAAGUGUGUAUAAAGCUCGAUUGCCAAGUGGCAAAAUGCAUGUUCCUGGUGUAUGAGUACAUGGAAAGGGGAAACUUGUUUCGUGCCUUGAGAAUUGAUGCCCAAGCUAUUGAAUUAGGAUGGACUCAGGGGGUAAACAUCAUUAAAGCAAUAUCACAUGCUUUGUCAUACUUGCAUCAUGAUUGCACCCCACCUAUUGUUCACCGAGACAUAUCGAGCAACAACAUUCUAUUGAAUUCUGAAUUGGAGGCUUGUGUUUCUGACUUUGGCAUUGCUAGAUUAUUAUAUCCCGAUUCAUCGAAUCAAACCGUAAUUGCAGGCACUUAUGGAUACAUUGCCCUAGGUACUCGUGGCUUAUGCAUGGUGAUGACUAUAAUUACAGCACCAGCAUUGCCUAAAUCAUCAUCAGUGUCACCAUCAUUUUCAUCAUCAAUGGAGGCGAAAGCUCUACUCGACUACUGUUGUUGGGGAAAUAUUUCUUCAAGAUACCACUGUGAGUUCACAACCAUCACUUGCAAUGAAGCAGGAAGUGUCUUUCGGAUUGACCUUUAUCAUGAUCAAUUCUUGGGGAAAAAGCUUGACAAUUUGAAUUGGUCUUCCUUGCCAAAUCUCCAACGUCUUGUUUUCAGGGGAAGCUUAUUUUAUGCCCUAAGCAUUGAUGCUGAAGCUGUUAAAUUAGAAUGGACUCGGAGAAUAAACAUUGUCAAAGAAACAGCCCAUGCUUUGUCCUACAUGCAUCAUGAUUGCAAUCCACCAAUUGAAGAAACAUCACCUAUGCUUGAGGCCAACAUUCUAUUGAACUCAGAGUUCACUGCUUUUGUCUCUGACUUUGGCACAGCUAGAAUGAACACAAUGGUUGCAACUGAGAAGUGCGAUGUUUAUAGCUUUGGAAUGGUGGCGCUAGAAACAAUAAUGGGAAGGCAUCCAAAAGAACUCCUCUCAUUACUGGCAUCGACCUCUGCUCAAAAUAUAAUGUUAAAUGAUGUAUUACCAGUUGAUCUGCUAGUUGCAGGGAAUGUUGUCCUUGUUGCUGCACUGGCAUUCGCAUACUUGCAUUCUGAACCAAGAUCUCGACCAACAAUGUUUGCAUGCUUUCAACGUCGUGAGACCCAAAAACACCAAAAUGAGGCAAGAGCAAUAAAAAAUGGGGAUAUUUGCUCAAUAUGGAAUUACGAUGGAAGAAUUGCAUAUGAAGACAUCAUCAAGGCAACAAACGACUUUGACAUCAAAUAUUGUAUUGGAACUGGCGGUUAUGGUAGCGUAUACAGAGCUCAGUUGCCAAAUGGAAAAAUAGUUGCCUUGAAGAAACUCCAUCGUUUUGAAGCAGAGGAACCAGCUUUCGACAAGAGUUUUAGAAAUGAGGUGCAAAUGUUAACUAAUAUACGGCACCGAAACAUAGUGAAGCUUUAUGGGUUCUGUUUGCACAACAAAUGCAUGUUCCUGGUGUAUGAGUACAUGGAAAGGGGAAGCUUGUUUUAUGCCCUAAGAACGGAUGUCGAAGCUAUUGAAUUAGGAUGGACUCGAAGGGUAAACAUCAUUAAAACAAUAGCUCAUGCUCUAUCCUACUUGCAUCAUGAUUGCACACCUCCUAUUGUUCACCGAGACAUAUCUAGGAACAACAUUCUAUUGAACUCUGAAUUGGAGACUUUUGUCUCUGACUUUGGCACUGCUAGACUGCUAUAUCCAGAUGCAUCGAAUCAAACAGUAAUUGCAGGCACUUAUGGAUAUAUUGCCCCAGAACUUGCCUACACUAUGGUUGUGACUGAAAAGUGUGAUGCUUAUAGCUUUGGGGUGGUAGCACUAGAAACAAUCAUGGGAAGGCAUCCAGGAGAACUCCUCUCAUCAUUGGCAUCACGAUCUGCUCCAAACAUAAUGCUAACUGAUGUCUUAGACCCGCGCCUUCCGCCUCCAACCAAUCCAGUGGUUGUAGGGAACAUUGUUCUAGUUGCUAUGAUGGCAUUUGCAUGUGUGCGUUCUGAGCCGAGAUCUCGCCCAACAAUGCAAUGCGUAUCUCAAGAGUUUCUUUCUCGAAUGAAGACUUCAGUUACACCUCUUCAUGCAAUUUCACUUUUACAGCUAUGGAAUCGAGAAUUGAGUUUUAUCCAAUAAAUGAAUAAACUCGAUACUUGAGCUUCCCAUAAAAGAAAAAUGUCCAUGUAGAAAUGUUGAGUAGCAUAUUUUCUUCGGGACCUUGUUGUUACAGGAUUGCUAUAUAUUAUCAAACCUCAAUUGUUAU
Molecule: messenger RNA, 3493 nt
Organism: Camellia sinensis
Lineage: Eukaryota; Viridiplantae; Streptophyta; Magnoliopsida; Ericales; Theaceae
Source: RefSeq, a predicted model, not a curated record